This is a messenger RNA of Arabidopsis lyrata subsp. lyrata, 1459 nucleotides long. Its product is annotated as F-box/LRR-repeat/kelch-repeat protein At1g09650. Gene Ontology annotation, molecular function: protein binding. The transcript has a single exon. Bases 165 to 1289 code for a protein of 374 amino acids. NCBI's taxonomy places the organism in Eukaryota, Viridiplantae, Streptophyta, Magnoliopsida, Brassicales, Brassicaceae. The record is from RefSeq and is a predicted model, not a curated record.
UGAUCUGAUGAAAAGGUAGUGUUGAGUUUUAAGAAACGGCAAGUGUUGAGUUUUACUUUUCUGUAGAAGAUUUUUGUUUUACUGUUUAUUUGUGAGAUUACUUUUAUCUAUAAAUAAACCUCUUUAAUCUCUUCAUCAACAAUGACUUGUCUGCAAUCACAAGAAUGUCGAAAAAGCAACGUUGCUUGAUGAUGGGAUCCCUGCCCCACGAUGUCGUAGAGCGCAUCCUAGAGAGACUGGCUGUGGAUCCUCUGCUGAGAUUCAAGGCUGUAUCGAAACAAUGGAAAUCAACUAUCGAAUCUCCAUUCUUCCAGCGUAGACAGUUCCAACAGCGUCAGCAAUCAGGUAAUCCAGAUGUUCUCUUGGUCUCCCUAUGUCGUUAUGAUGUUAUUAAUCUCGAUAUAGAAGCUCUUGCUACAUUGGUGUUGGGUUCAUCAUCAUCUGUCAAGAUCCCUACUCCUUGGGAGGAGAAGGAGGAGGACACUGAAUACUUAGUUUCCCGUGAUAGCUGUGACGGUCUCGUUUGUCUCUUUAAUAUCAGGAAAUCCGGUUUUGUGGUCAAUCCCACCACUAGAUGGUAUCACCCUCUUCCUCCCUGCCAAUUACAACAAGUCAUUACUGGCUUAGGGGACAGUUUCUACGAUCUUGGAUACAGACUCUCUAAGCUUGGAUUCGGUAAAGACAAACUCACAGGCACAUACAAGCCCGUUUGGUUAUACAACUCUUUAGAAAUUGGCCUAGAAAACGCUACUACAUGCGAGGUUUUCGACUUUAGCACCAACGCUUGGAGGUAUGUUUCUCCCGCUGCUCCUUAUCGGAUUGUUGGUUGCCCCUCACCUGUCUGCGUAGAUGGGUCGCUUCAUUGGUUCACCGAGUGCGAGGAAACCAAAAUUCUAUCGUUUGAUCUUCACACCGAAACUUUUCAAGUCGUUUCUAAAGCUCCAUUUGCCAAUGUUGAUGGAUUCCACCUCGACAACCGCUUGUGCGUUUCCGAGAUGAAGCGGCCCAAGCAAGUGAUAUGGUCAUUCAAUUCAGGUAACAAGACAUGGCACAAAAUGUGUUCCAUUGAUCUGGAUAUAACUUCUCAUUGGUUUGGUCGUCACCUAUGCGCGGUCAUGCCACUAGCACUUUUGGAUGGGAAGAAGAAGAAGUUGUUGUUUUAUUGUCGUGAGCGAAGUCGAACAUUGAUGGUACAUGAUCACGAAACCAAAUCAUAUGAUGUUGCUUUCGAGGCUGACUCCGUCGGUUAUCCUGUUUGUUAUUUCCCGAGUUUAAUAUCUAUUUCAUAAAAGCUUCUUUCAUCAACCGUUUGUUUGUCCAAGUUUGCAACUCUUAAAGCUAUGAUUAUGUUCCAGACUCUGACUCUUGUUUUAUGUAAGAAGGGCUUGUUUCAACAUGUACAAUUUUGGUCGUGCUUUUUAUGCACCUGAAAGAUGCAUGACUUUGUUCUGUAAUUCAA